UGCACCGACAGACACUAAUUAGUGAUCAAACACAAAAUCAAACAUUGUGGAACUUGAACUUGACUGCCAAAAUGAAGUGUGUCAUUGAAAGAAACGGUGUUAAAGUGUUUGGGAAGGCUGUUCAUGCCCUGGCACGCAUAGGAGAUGAAUUAUGGUUGGAUCCUAUGAUGAAAGGGUUGGCAAUGAGGUCAGUGAACUCAGCCCAUUCUGCCUACGCCUGCUUCCUCUUCUCCCCACUGUUCUUCCAACACUACAGCCCAGACACAGGACCAGCCCAGGACAGUGGAACUGUCAAAUGCAAGUUGGUCAUGAAGUCAGUGCUGCCGCUGUUUCGGUGCCUGGCUACCAUUGAGCGUAAUGUGGAUAGCUGUCAAAUAUCCAUCAAUCUCCCAGACAACCGGGUGAUAUUCCAGUUUCACUGCAGACAUGGUAUCACCAAAACACACAACCUGGGUUUCCAGGAAAGUGAAGCUCUGCAGGCAGUGUUUCCUUCUCACCUCUGCCCCAAUGUCCUGAAGGCCCAGCCCAGACUUCUAGGCGACAUGGUGAUGCACUUCCCAGUGUCUCAGGAAGAGAUCACUCUGUCCAUGUCUCCUCUGAGAGUCAAUCUGAAAAGCUACUAUGAAGAUGAAAGCGAUCAAAUGAAGGCCAUGCAUACUGAGAUGUCUUUAGAUCCCAGUGAGUUUGACUACUUCCAGGUUGGAGUUGACUCAGACAUAACCUUCUGUCUGAAGGAGCUGAGGGGAUUGCUGUCAUUUGCUGAAUCACAUGGUCUACCAGUAUCUGCUCACUUUGGCGCCGCAGGAAAGCCGGUGGCCUUCAGUGUAGAUGACAUGGUGCUGGAGGCCAGUGUGGUGUUGGCUACUCUUGUCAACCCAGAGAGCAGGACCCCCUCCCAGGCUACAGAGGCCCAGGCUCCUGCUGCACUAAGGUGUGGAGGUGUUGCGGAGCCUCCGGAGGGCCCGUGUGAGGCAGAUGCCGGUCCCCCCCAGGCCCAGGGGUUUCCCUCUGCAGGCGAGCUGAUAGCAUCCAGCCAGGGAAGCCCAGUGUUCUGUGGAGCAGCCCUCAUGAGAGAGUUCACCAGGACAGGAGAGGAUUCUGAUAGGCUCAGAACACCACGUUACACACACAGAGGUCGUGGCAUCACAACUCCUCCUUCCUCCAAGGUUCGCUCCCUCCUCUUUGGGGCCGUGUCCUGUGAGCAAGGUGAUGGUUGCACCUCUAUGCUGCCCAGUCUGGCGUGUUCCAGUGAUACAGAAGAUGGGGGAGAGGAGAGGGCCAGUGGUGCAUUGUAAGUUACCACAGAAUGAUGACCAAGCCAAGAACUGUUUUCAUACCCUGCAAGUUUUUUCAGCAGACCAGUCUUUUUCCCAUUGUAUAUUGUAAAUACAUUUAAAUGAGAACAUAAUAUUUUUCAAUUCAUUUGAGUGCUUUAAAUGAAAGUUCAUAAAGCAUGGCUGUUUGUUUUUACUAACAAAUAAGUUAUUCCAAUGGUAUGCGCAUUUAUUGCAAGAAACAUAUACCGUAGAUUUGAAAGUCAGACAUCAAAAGCAUAAAAUUAAUUGGGGUAAACGUUUGUCCUCUUCCCUGUGACCCAGAAACCAAUAAGUUGUUGAGAAUUGUCAAUUCGUUAAUAGGUAAAUGGAAGACGGUCCUCCCCUCCUCGAUAGCCUUCAUUUGGCGAGGAAGCACGUUUGUGACCAGUCUAAUUUAUACAAAUGCAUUUUCAUCCACUUUCCCUCUACUCGCCGCCUCUCCUCGAAAAGGAGGCCAGGGAGGACGGAGGUGAGAAAAUCUCAAAUUGUGAAAAGGCCCUAGAUUUGCCCAUGAAAACAUUCCUCAAGCCAAGCGCCUGGGGAUGCCACACCUGGGUGCUGAUAGUAAACUCAACACAUCUCACAGACUCGCUAAAGCUUGAGGAAUGUGUAACCAAACAUACAGAUCACAUGGAGCCUUUUCAUGUAGCUUCAGGCAGUCCCCUCAGUUGCAUAAGAGCAGACAGCUGCGAGGGAAACACUUGAGUCUAGUCCACUGUGGCCCCUGCUGAGACAGAGGAAUGGAUGAGUCAGAGCAGGGAUAUGCUGCCUGGCAGGGAACAGUAUGAUUCCACCUUCAAAGGGAAAGACUGCAUAAAGAUGAUCUAUCAGAAAUACAUGAUCACGUGUAGCAGCAUGGCCUACCUCACUGGGAGGGAAAUGGUAGCCGUGGUCUGCUUCUAGAUGCUUUUGACCUACAUGUUUUCAUUACCUCAGGAACCGUUCAGUCUACUGUGUAAGUAGACAAAUACCUUGCAGAGACCACUGAACAAACAAUAUUGACACAGAAAAACAUGUGACAAGGGUCUGGUUAAAAGGAAAAG
Molecule: messenger RNA, 2359 nt
Organism: Salvelinus sp. IW2-2015
Lineage: Eukaryota; Metazoa; Chordata; Actinopteri; Salmoniformes; Salmonidae
Product: cell cycle checkpoint control protein RAD9B
Exons: 11
Coding region: 72-1295 (407 amino acids)
Biological process (GO): cellular response to ionizing radiation; mitotic intra-S DNA damage checkpoint signaling; DNA repair
Cellular component (GO): checkpoint clamp complex
Source: RefSeq, a predicted model, not a curated record